AUGAAUUCUGCAUCUCAAGACAAGCAAUGGAAGGUGGAUACACACACUUACAAAGGCAUUACGUUUCCGCUUUUCAUGCCACAAAAAAGCUUGGAAGCCAUGGACAGUUUUGAAGUGAGACCAGACGACGUGUUCAUAUGUACCUUCGCUAAAUCAGGCACUUUGUGGAUAACCGAAAUAGUUUGGAGAAUACUGUCACACUGUGGCGUUUUUGUGGGAGAGGAACCGUUGGAUAAAGGUCCGUAUCCUGAUUAUCACAUUCCGGGUUGCAGACCAAACUAUGAAAUUCUAGCAGAAAUGCCUUCACCACGGCUCAUGGCGACACAUCUGCCGUCUUCAUUUCUACCAGCACAACUGUUUGAUGUGCGACCAAAG
This is a messenger RNA of Saccoglossus kowalevskii, 375 nucleotides long. RefSeq names its product sulfotransferase 1A1-like. NCBI's taxonomy places the organism in Eukaryota, Metazoa, Hemichordata, Enteropneusta, Harrimaniidae. The record is from RefSeq and is a predicted model, not a curated record.